This is a messenger RNA of Sebastes umbrosus (honeycomb rockfish), 8169 nucleotides long. It is a transcript of the gene kmt5c, whose product is annotated as lysine methyltransferase 5C. The record is from RefSeq and is a predicted model, not a curated record. NCBI's taxonomy places the organism in Eukaryota, Metazoa, Chordata, Actinopteri, Perciformes, Sebastidae. The transcript has 9 exons. Gene Ontology annotation, cellular component: nucleus. Gene Ontology annotation, molecular function: histone H4K20 methyltransferase activity; protein binding. The coding region runs from base 386 to 6619 and encodes 2077 amino acids.
UAGUUUGGUUGCACCGAACGUUGCCCAUCAACUUUUGCUACUAAGAGACGAAGCGUUGUUGCAGAAAAAGCUAGUUAGCUAAGCUACAUAACAUCUCCACCUUUAAAGCUAGUUUACGGUUGUGUGUUUCUGCCCUUUUGUAAAUUCAAUUUGUGGGAUUAACUGUCGUCAACUAAACCAACAAAUUCCUGAAGUGACGAGGGAGACUCCAUUUUUCAUACGCGGCUAGCUGUCCGGGCUAGCACAGCGAGCUAGCUGUGGUUGUUGUUGCUAGGCUAACUUUCCUCUGCUCUAUAGCAACCAGGCAUCUCUGCGAUAAACCUGUCUGUCUGACGAGACUUUCGUUGCCUACACAAGACUCCCAGCAUGCUGAUGGUGGGAGGCAAUGGACGGAUGCACUAGAAUGAGUGUGAAGGAGCUGUGUGAGACAGAUGACCUGGCCACCGGUUUGGUGCUGGACCCUCUUCUGGGCUUCAGCACCCACAAAAUGAACAUCAGUCCCCCACCAGCGAUCCGGCGUUGGGGUAACCUCAAAGAGACCCUGUUGCGCUUUCAGCGUACGCAUGACUUCAAUGCUACGUUCGAGGCGCUGACAGUGGGCGAACCGGCUGGUGACUACUUUGAUGCUUUGGGAAGCCAUCGACAGGAACUGCUGAGACAACAUGUGUAUCGCUACCUCGGUGCCUUCCUGUUGGAUAGCGGUGUCAAGAUAGAGUCCUGUGACAGAUACUCCUCAGAGACCAAUGGAGCAAAGAUAACCUCCACGAGGCAAUGGUUUGCAGGAGAGCGAGUGGAGGUCCUGCUGGGCUGCAUAGCAGAGCUGAGCCCCGCUGAUGGUGCUGUGCUGAGGGCAGGAGUCAAUGACUUCAGUGUGAUGUAUUCCACACGCAAGCGCUGCACUCAGCUGUGGCUCGGGCCUGCAGCUUUUAUUAACCAUGACUGCAAACCAAACUGCAAGUUCGUCCCCGGGGAGAAGAAUAUCGCAUGUGUUGAAGCGAUUCGACCCAUCUCACCUGGGGAGGAGAUCACGUGUUACUAUGGUGCCAGCUUUUUUGGGGAAGGCAAUGAAAUGUGUGAAUGCUGCACCUGUGAGAGGAACGGAGAGGGUCACUUCAAACACAGAGGGAAGCAGCCUGAAUGUGAAGAAACAAAGGACCCCGUGGGGCAAAAGUACCGCCUGAGAGAGAGAUAUCUUCGUCAUCACAGAGAGAAGGGUCACUUUCCUGCGAGGCCGACAAUACCAGGAAUACACUCAGGUAUCUUUAAAGCCAUCCCCUCAAGGAAUUCCUUCACCCAGCAGAUGAGGAGAAAUGCACUGAAGAACAGAAAAUUUGGUCAGACAAAGAAGUGGAGACGAGAUAAGCACAGACGGUCAGGAAAGCACCCAUUGAACUCCUCUAAACAGUGUUGGACACUUUUGUCCCAAUUUGCUCAGAGGGACCUUACAAUCAGAGUACGGCGUCACUCAGUGGAUUUCUUGCUCAAGUGUAAGGAUCCAAAAAGCAAAGAAAGGGCUUUGCUUCAACAACUGGAGGAAGUGAAGCCAAAAGAUAACAGGCUGAGUGAACUGAAUUUGACUGGUGAAGAAAAUAACAGCAGUGAGGUAAACUUGAAGCCUUUCACUCUAAAUUCCUCCAUGUCAGUUCGUCAGAAAAGUGGACCUGCAGCCAGCAGCGCAGGCCUUAAUGGGAAAUCUGUCAAAGUGGUGGAUAGCCCGGCUGUUCCCCAGAGGUUCUCCUCGAGAACAAGAAGCAUGGGUCAAACUACGCUCACGCAUCAAACAGGGUCCAGUAACACAACCAACACUACAACGGUUAUUCACCCUGUCCAAAAUGACAACACCUGCAGUGCAAUAAAACAAGACAAGGUUGAAAAAGCAAACACAGAGAGUCAAAGCAACAACUGCAGCAGCAUUGAAUCCUGCAUCAUCAACCCGGCUCCUAAGCCAGCUGCUGAGCCAAGGGCGCACAGGACCACCAGAGCGUCGUCCAUGCUAGAAGUCACUGAUGGAACGAAGAAAGCUGGAGACAAUCCACCAGUAUCACUGAAGCAAUACCUUACAGUCAGCCUAACAAGGUUAUCAGUGCCACUAAGUGUAGAAGCAGAAAAGCCCCCUGAAGUUAGUAAAGGAGUAACGUUAAGAGGAAGGGCCAGGCCGAGCCAGUGUCCCAGACCAGCGCCCCUGACUGUACAGUCAGAAAAAAGAAUGUCCCGAUCUCAGCAGCGGCAGGCAGGAAGUUCAGAGAUCUCCACAGCUGAAGGCAACAGAGGGGUGAGGGAAAUGUUUUUCAAGGCCAUCGAUAAAGAAAAUUUAGGGAAGCUACAAGCAAGCGACUCUAUAGGUGAUUUAUCCCACAGCGAGAAAGGGGGGAAAGAUAAGGUCAUCGAAAUACAACCAGUGUCAGAGGAAAAAGAUGAUAUACAGAAGGAGCAGCAGGAGAUUGUAAAAAGCAAAAUUGAAGGGCAGAAAGAAAAGAGAAAUGCUGCAUCUGCAAUUGUGGAACGUAAAACUAGCAAGACCCAGGAAGAAGUGAAAGAGUCAGAAUGUAAAGUAGUGCCCAGUGAAAAAGCUAGAGGACAGAAUAACAUAGAGUGUGUUAAAAAUAAAGUGGAGGAGGGAGUUGUUAAAUUACCAGAACAAAUGGCUACGAGUGUGAGGAAACAGCCAGUAACGAGGCAUGAAGAUGAUGUUGUCAUAAAGCAGGCGAAGGUUCUGCUAUCUGAUAUUUUAAGAAAAGAUAGACCCUUAAUAGAUAAGAGAUUACACGGAGAUAUUGUAGGAAGAGGGUUUUCUACCUUGACCUCUAAAGAACUGCAAAGUGCUGAGGAGGAAGAAGCAGAAAUAAAUGGAGGCAGCUACUAUUGUUCAAUGCAGGGGAGGAUUAUAAGACGACGAACGAUGAGGCCUAGAGCAGCGAAAACAAAAGCAGAAGCUAAGCAAAGCACCAAGGGACACUUGAGCAAAGAAGUCCCAUUUACAGUGCAGACUGAGUCGCGUGAGCUUCAGUCACCACAGAGGCAUAAUGUCCCACCGGCCACCUGCCUCAACCCACUACCUCAUAAGUCACCAAUUUCAGCAAAAGCUACGACUAAUCUGCAUCCAGAUACCAAUCCACAGGCACACAUACAGUCCAACAUACCUCUGAAGAAACGUACAUUUCGCAGUUCUGCGGCAAUAGAGUCUGAACAAGGUUUGAAUCCUGCUUCAGAUCAAGCCUCUAAAGAAGCCACUGAGCUAAAUUCAUCUUCAGAGCUGGGGCAGGGCAUUGUCACAUGUUCAAGGGAGAGUAGCAAAGUGAUAAGACAUGUUAAAGUUAGAAAUAGGAGAACAGAAGUCCAGAGGUUAAACCCCCAAAGGAUCAUAAAACAAAACUCUUUAAAGCGAGUGCUUCGUACCCGACCUAAUGAAGUUCAGCGAAGCCAAUCAUUGAGGGAAGUUCAAAUGUGUAAAUUGGAGAGGCCAGAUGAGGAUGACACCGACGAGGCUCAGGCAGCAGAGUGUGAUAAGCUUGCAGAAGACAAACAGGCUGAGCGUCCUGCUAAAAUCCAAGAGCAGUGUGGUAAAAAUCCAACUCCAAAUAAAUCUCAAAAGAAAGAUGAGGUGGAAACGUUACUCCAGGAAAGUGAUUUGGAGGACACAAAGCCGGGCAUCGAUUUAAAGAUUCGUUUUAAGAGGAGGAGAGGGAGAGUGUGGGAGAUGCAAAGUGCAGGAAUGAAAAAUAUGGCAUUAAAAACGGAAAAGGGAGACGAGUUGGUGACAUGCGACCCUUUUAAAGCCAUCAUGGAUUCUGUAUCCAUUUUAAACAUGGAGAUGGAGGCAGCUCAGGCACAUGUGCACGCUAGUAAGAAGUCAAAGAGCAGAUUGCAUCGUUUGAAAAGAAGAGGCGAGAGGCUGAGUGAAAGAAAGACCACAACUGCUCCCGCAGACGCAAAAUCAGACAAAGACUCUGAACAUGUUGAAAGUAUAUGUGUUCCCAGUGAAACGCCCAAAGUAGAAAUUAAAGAGAAGCUUGAUAAGGAAAUUCUAGAUGGAGUCAAACUGCUGCCAGAAAAAAUCAAGAGUGGUAAAAAUGACAGUGAUACGUCAGCUGUAGGGCAAGAAACAAAAAUUGAGGAUCGUUUUGUAAAGAAUUGCUGCUUGUUUGAAACUGAGUCACAACUGCAGCCUGAAUUGGAUUCAAAUGGUUUUCUGUUACCAGUCAUUAAAUUACGCAGAAAGAUGGAGGACAUUUGGGAGGUGGACAGCAAAGAGGGGCUCAUACAAACUGAACUGAAAGUAGAGCCCAACGUUAAGAAAGAGGUGAAGGGUCAGAUUUUAGGGAAACAAAAGAAAGGAUGUUUUGAUGUUAGCAAGCUCAAAGAAGAGUUCCCUUCGCAGAGACAGAACAGCAACACAGCCCUUCUGAAAAAAGAACCGCCACCAUUUUCCUUGUCUCUGUCACCGCUGUCUCUGUCUUCCCCUCUUAACGACAAUAAAACUGAAGUGAUAUCCUCGGCUGCAGAUGCAAUCACUGAAAGGCCAGAGAUGAACAGCGGAGGAAGGAAACAGAGGCACAAAAUGGAGAGACCACGGAAGUGUGGGCCUGUUGAAACACCCACCACUUGUCUUAGUCACACUCUCCAACAAAUUGACAACAGUCUCUCCAGGCUCUCCGAGGGCUUGUGUUCAUCUCAGACGUUGGAAAAGCCAACAGCGUGUUCCAGUGCUUCUAAUUCUGUCAUCCAGCCCCCGUCCCAGUCUCCUCCAUUCACAACUGCAGAUAACAUGCUUUCCGGUGAGCCCAACUUCACAAACUGCUGUGAUGAUAUUCUGGACUUUCAGUGUCUCAACUUUGAGGGGUAUUAUCAGCCACAGAACAUACUUCCAUCUUCCCCGUCAGAUCUGUGCUCACUGGAUCCACCCACAGAUCCUUUCAGCAGUCCCCUCUCUCACAGCCCGUCUGAUACAUGGGCCACUGAGACGCCGUACCUUGGCCCUCCCAGUCCAGGAAAUAACUUCACCAGUGAGGAUCUGCAGUUUUUUCCAGGUCUGAUUUCUUCCAAAAGCGACGCUGUUCCUCUGGAAUGUGAAGCGAAGGAUACCUCCAAAGGCAGAAACCCACCCAACCCCAGUUUCAGUUUUUCAGCUCUCGGCAACUCUGACUUCACCGCUAAGGAUCGAAUUUUAAGUAAAAUUCCAGGAAUGAGGCUGUCCAGAGAAGACUUCAGAAAUCAGUCCUAUCCUGCAGUCAGCAAGCCUCGGGUGUUUGGUGCAACACAAUCGUCUGUUACACCUCACGCUCACGCUCCUGUUACUGUAACCCAACCCCCCAUCAACGUCAAGGCGAGCACCAGUCAAUCAAAAGCCCAAUCGAACUUUAAAGCCCAGGGCCCCUUCCAUCGUAUGACCAUUCCCAGUAAAUCCCAGCCUUUUCCAAGUAGUCAGCCAAACACAGUCAGAGGAGUGCCCCAGAGUUGCUUGACUAAAUCCGUCCCGCCACCUCAAAUGUCCAACAAAUUCCUCCCUCCUCAACUCUUCUCUGUGAAAAAUCCCAAUCCACCUGACAAUCCAUUCAAAUUCCACGAGAAAACCUCUACGGUUAUUCACAGGGUGCUCAAGUAUCAGGGGGGCAACCAGAGUCAGAACUUAUAUAGUGCACCUUGUAAAGACACCAUGGCUGCUGGCAGCCCGGUCGUCACAUCCAGAAUUGUCGGUGCAAAAUCAGGUGCUAUUGAGAAGACCCAGCAGAGUCAGAAACUAGGUGUUGGUACAGACGGUCAUCAUAAAGGAAACAUUUCUGUUCAAGGGUUUGGAAAAGAUGUUGGCCAUCUUGGUUCCUCCAGCAUCCCCAGCAGGUCCAACCCACAUUUCAGCAAACCCAACUCCUGUUUACCUCAGUCUUUUAUUAAAAGUAAGAUGCCAUCUGACAAACAUGAAAGUGGUGAAACCAACAUGGCAUACAGAAACCUUUCAGCGCUGCCAAGACCUUUCUUCUUUCCUAGCAAAGUGUCUGAUGCUUAUUCACCAGAAGACAGGAAAUCCACUCCGUCGACCACAGACAAGCACCAGCCAUGUUACACUCAGCAAGACCCUUUUGAUUUUAGCUUCGGCUCGUCUCUUUCGCCCAUGCCUCAGCACAACAACCCCCACUUGGCCCACAGUACGCCUCCUGGUACGCCAGCACCAGCAAACAGGAGUCAGUCCUCAGCCUCCUCAGCCUCUUUCCCUUACGGCUAUCAAGGUCCUCCUUACGUACUGAACUUCAGUGGAGAUCAUUCAUUGACCCUGGGGCUCAGGGAUGGGCCUGAGGGUUACCCAGGAUUAGGCUCGACAAAUUACACCUACCAUUGUCUGAUGGAACCUUCAGGCACCCAAGGGCGACUGGUCCUCGAGCCCUGUGGACCCCAGCUGUCCAACCCAGCGUCUUUUUCCUUGGGUGGAUUUUCAGGGCUCAAAGGUCAGGACGAACAUUGCAGGAAGGAUAUGCAGCAACAGUGCCCGCCUGGGGAACACCAAGGCGCACAACACUAUGGACAACCUGUUACGUCGUCUCACUCUAUGGGUCCCACAAAACCCAAGAGGGUGAGGUUAGUGGUGACGGACGGUACAGUGGACUUAGAUCUCCAGUACUCGGAUUGAUUUCUACCCUCAGAGUCACUGGAUCCCACAAUACAUUUGGAACGGGGAUUAUACAGUAUCUGCCACAAGAUGUUUUUGUAAACACUGUAAUUCAUAGUCUACCAGUAAUUAAAGCCCGCUGACUGAUUGACACUUUUCUAAAUCAUUAUUUUGAUGGACUGUUAAUGUGUGAAUGGCUUGUACAGAGUUUUAUGUAAAGCGGGCGUAUUAGCGUGUUUUAACUACUGUAUGAUUUUUAAAGAAAAUUAAAUAUCCACUACAAUUUGCUGAGAAUACCAAAUUAAAAAUGCAUAAAGAAAACAAAGCAUUAAAUAUAUUUGUGAACUUACAGGCCAUGUAAACAUUGAAAGCCCUCUUACUGUAACAUAGCUGUAUGACUUUUUCUAUACCGUAUGGCAGUAGAGACAGGAGCGCCGUCAUCGGUUGCUGGUACUUGUAUCGGUUGGUUUUAAAAAGGCAGCUUUGUGCCUCAGUCUUUGAUAUGUUUUUGUGACUUUUUGAAGCACCUGUUGGAACAGUCCACCCUCGUUUUUUAUACUCACAGUAAGAUCCUUUCUCACUUUGUGUGUGUGUGUGCGUGUGCGUGAACGAGUGUGUGCAUGCAUUUGGCAGGCAGGUCUUGAGGGAUCAAAGUACGGUGUGUUGUCGUAGCCGAUCGUGCUACUGUUGCUCUGCAGAUUUUAGUAAGAUCAUUAGUCAUUAGUGCAUCAAUGAAAGGCUUGUGCAUGAACGAUGUACAGUAAAAUCAAACGAUAUAUAUUCAAGGACAACUCUACUGGGUGAAGACAUGUGUGACAUGAACUGCAGCUUUUCACAGCUGCUCUUUUGAGUCCUUAAGUGGGUGAGUGAGUGGGAGACAUCGAUAGUACAGUGGCUUUGUAAUGGGAGUUCUCCCAGUUGGAAACAUUUAGAUAUUACUCAAGAAAAGUGACAAUUUUCUCACAGAGUAGCUCACUUUUGUCCUUUUAUUCGGUUUUUACUUUUUCAAACAGAAAGAACAGAAGGAUAAGUUAUGCAUCACCUGCAAUAGUUCCUGUUGUUUUGUUGUCGCUGAUGCAGUUCCACAUUUAUAGGUGUUUAUAAAAAAUGUUAGCAGAGUUAUUUGCUGUAGAUUGUGGAAGUCACGCGAGCGUUUCCUUCAUGUCACGAUGUACUGUAUGUUGAACCCAUUUGACAUCAGCGGGCAGGAGUGUUCAGUGUGACUGCAUAGCCUUUCAUUACUAUGAAAAUGUACUGUCUUGAAAUGGAAAGGCCAAUUAUUUAUUUUAAUAUCCUCAUCCUUGAAAUGGUGCUUUAAUGUAAUUUAUAUUUCACAUUGAUUGUUCAAACUAUUAAAUGUUUUUAUUAUUAUUUAACGGGACAAAAUACUGAACUGAAUAUUUACAUCAAGUAUUUAAUUUCACAGCCUUUGACAUCUUAUCCAAUGUUUCAGUUGUUACAGGUGAAACCUUCUGUCUUUUUUCUAAUUGGCAGUUAGUCUUGCUGAAAGUCUGCUGUAGAAAUGUACAAAUGUAGCCUAUAUCAUUAAAGACACUUAAUUCUUUUUUGUA